Molecule: messenger RNA, 1876 nt
Organism: Punctularia strigosozonata HHB-11173 SS5
Lineage: Eukaryota; Fungi; Basidiomycota; Agaricomycetes; Corticiales; Punctulariaceae
Exons: 7
Coding region: 41-1876 (611 amino acids)
Biological process (GO): G protein-coupled receptor signaling pathway
Cellular component (GO): cytoplasm
Molecular function (GO): guanyl-nucleotide exchange factor activity; G-protein alpha-subunit binding
Source: RefSeq, a predicted model, not a curated record
GUUUUCUGCGGCCACCACCACCUCAGUGGGGUAGAAGAAGAUGUCGUACUUUCUCUACGGCUACAGCCAGCACAAGCCGGCGCGAGAGGGGAACGAGGUCGCGCGGACGCUGAAGACGAUCGUAGAUGAACCGGCGUACGCGUUCGACGUCCAGACGCGCAAGGAUCUCGUCGCCGUGAUCUUGGAAGAUGUCCGGUUGUGCGCACAAAACGAUCCCCAAACGCGGCUGCUGCGAACCGACGCCGCGCUCGCCCUGCUCGCGAUCAAGAACCUCGCCAAGAUCCCCAUCGGCGCAGGCGUGCUCAUCACGGAGCCCAACCUGAAGACGCUCCUCGAAGCCUCGACCGCCUUCCCGGACGAGCCCGCGGCGCAAAACGAGGCGCUCCGGUGCAUCGCCAACUCGCUCCUGCUGCACGAGUCUGCGCGGACGACGUUCGUCACCGACAAUGUCCGCGGCGACGAACGCUGCGUCGAACUACUUGACAAAUCAGACGACCCGGAGCAGAUCUUCCUCGCGAGCCGGAUCCUCUUCCUCUGCACCGUCUCCUCCCUCGCCGCGGGCGACUUCAUCAAGUCCCUCGUCGAGCAAGCGCGUGUCGUCGAUGUCGUCGGUCCCAAGAUCGACCUUCUCACCGCGGCCGUCGCCGCCGGAACCAAGAUGGCCCGCGAGGCGCUCACCGAUCUCAUGAAGUUCGUCUUCAACCUGCUCGUGCACUACCCCAAGCUGACUGACGCGCCAUGGGCGCCGAUCAACCAGAACGCGCCAAAGCCGGACGACCACGCGAAGGUCAUGGGCGAGUACUGGAGCGACCGCUUGGACGGCAUCCUCGCCCCCCUCCUCCGCGCCUUCCACACGCUCCCCCCUCCGCCCGCCUCGCCCACGCCGCUCGCCGCCCCACUCACGCACAUCAUCCACGCCCUCAUCUCCGUCCCCUUCACCCCCUCCCUCCUCCCAACAUGGCACGCCCCCGCCCCCACCUCUCCCUCACCGCUCACCACCACCAAACUCGCCUCCGCCGCCGAGUCCUCCUCCUCCCGCUCCGGCUCGCCCACGAGCACCUCCAAACCUCCCGGCGCCUUCGACCGCGCCAUGUCCGUCCUCUCCUCCGCCUCCCGCCGCUCCUUCUCCGGCAUCCGCGGCUCCUCCCCCUCCCCCUCCUCCCCCUCCCCCUCUCCUCCCACCUCCUCGAUCGACGUCCUCAAACGCGCCCAAGACCUCCUCGACGCCUCUUUCGCCCACUUCCUCCAAGGCACCUGCGACCCCGACGACGCCGCCGUGCGCGAGCGCGCCUCCGCCGCGGGCGACACGACGCUCGACGAGCUGCACGGCCCGCUCGUCGUGCUCCUCACCCGGCUCGCGCUCGCCGACGCCGCCUGGCGCAAACGCACGCUCGACUGGCUCGUCCCCGCAGACCUCGACCGCACCGGCCCACCGCUCGAGGCGCGCCCGACACUCCUCGGCCGUUGCCUGCGCCUGCUCGGAUCCGUGCACCAUCCCCGGCUAAAAGACGCCGUGGGCGAGCUCUUGUUCGCCGCCUGCGAUGAAGACGCCGGCGCGCUCGCGUCCCAAGUCGGCUACGGCAACGUCGCCGGUUUCCUCUACAACCGCGGUAUCAUGGCCAACCCCUCCCCGUCCGCCUCCUCCUCCGCCAGCGCCGCGGGCCCGCAGACGACGCCGGACGGCCGGCCGAUCAACGCCAUCACCGGCGUCGUGCAGCCGGCGCAGGAGCACAGCGCGCUGGACGAGAUGACGGAGGAGGAGAAGGAGCGCGAGGCGGAGAAGCUGAUGGUGCUCUUCGACCGGCUCGAGCGCAACGGGGCGAUCGCGCCCGAGCAGAACCCGGUCAGGCAGGCGAUACGGAAGGCGAACAGUUGA